UGGGUUACAGAGCUUAGAGUUGGGAAACCUUCCUCUGUGCUCUUCCAAACCUCUUUGAACUCAUUUCCUAGCCCUGCACUGGAAUCACCCAGCACUGUUUGCUGUUCCACGAGCCCAUGACGCAGCCCCUGUUUCAGAGCCUUGGCACCUGCCAGACUUCUCCCUGGAAUCUUCUUCCCUCAGUGCCAAUGACCUCGCGGACACGGGUCAUGAGCAGCAGCAGACGUGGAGGGGGAGGCUGAGCUGCCACUGACCCUGAGAUCUUAGAGAUUGUCAGAAAAGUCGUAAAGAAGAUGUUUGAGUCCUCAAUUAAUUUUGACAAGCCAGAAAAUUUAAUCUUGUCUCUAAAGAUCCUCAACUAUGAGAUCGGGGUUAUUAUAUACACUCUCCUGGGACUGCUCUUUGUCAUCCUGAUGCCUCUGGUGGGGUGUUUCUUUUGUAUGUGUCGUUGCUGUAACAAAUGUGGUGGAAAAAUGCACCAGCGACAGAAAGAAAAUGGGCCCUUCCAGAGGAAAUGCUUUGCGAUCUCCCUCUUGCUGAUUUGUAUAAUUAUAAGCUUCGGCAUCUUCUGUGGUUUUGUGGCGAACCACCCGGUGCGGAACCGGGUCAAGAGGACUCGGACACUGGCCAACAGCAAUUUCAAAGACUUGCGAACUCUCCUGAAUCAAGCUCCAGAGCAAAUCCAAUUUAUACUGGCGCAGUACAACACCACCAAGGACAAAGCAUUCUCAGAUCUGAACGGUAUUAAUUUAUUGCUAGGAGGCGGAAUUCAAGAACGACUAAGACCCACCGUGAUCCCUGUUCUUGAUGAGAUUAAGGCCAUGGUGACAGUGAUCAAAGAGACCAAAAAGGCCCUGGAGAGCAUGAAGAACAGCCUGCAGAGCCUGCGCGAGGAAAGCGCACAGCUCAGCAGCGCCCUGACCAACGUGAAAAGUAGCAUUCAGAAUUCACUCAGCGACCCCGCCUGCUCUGUGCGUCCAUCGAGCGAAACCUGCAACAGCAUCAGGACGUCUCUGAACCAGCUGGAGAGCAACCUCGACCUGAAUCAGCUUCCUCCUGUGGACGGAGAACUUGACAGUGUUAAUGAUGUUCUUAGAACCGAUUUGGAUGGCCUGGUCCAAAAGGGCUAUCAGUCCUUUAAUGAUAUACCUAACGGGGUGCAACACCAAACCAAGAACAUUAUUGCAGAUGUCAAAGGCAUGUUGAAUACCAUCGGUUCGAGUGUCGACCGUGUCACCCAACGGAUUCCUAUUGAGAAAACAUUGUCCACGUUUGCUGUUUAUAUUAACAACACUGAAAGUUACGUCAACAGCAAUUUACACAAAUGGGAAGAAUAUGAUUCAUACUGGUGGCUGGGCGGCUUGGUCGUCUGCUGUUUGCUCACCCUCAUUGCCAUCUACUAUUACCUGGGCUUACUGUGCGGCGUGUGCGGCUACGACAGGCACGCCACCCCCACCAGGCGGGGCUGCGUCUCCCACACCGGAGGCGUCUUCCUCAUGGUCGGGGUUGGAUUAAGUUUCCUCUUUUGCUGGAUAUUGAUGAUCAUCGUGAUUGUGACUUUUGUCAUUGGCACAAAUGUGGAAAAAUUGAUCUGUGAAUCUUAUGCAAACAGAAAGAUAUUCAAGGUUUUGGACACACCCUAUUUACUAAAUGAAAAUUGGCAAUACUAUCUCUCUGGCAUCAUAUAUAAUAAAUCAGAUAUUAACCUCACUUUUGGACAAGUUUACAGUGACUGCAAGAACAAUAGAGGCAUUUAUGCCACUCUUCAACUGGAUAAUCGCUUCAAUAUCAGCAAACAACUCAACAUUGCCCAGCAUAUUGAAAGUAUAAACAAUGAAUUUGAAAAUCUGAACGUACAUCUUAGUAUUAAUCUGCUGGACGCAGCAGGCAGAACCAACCUUGAAGAUUUUGCUGCUUGUGGAAUAGACAGUAUAAAUUAUGCCCCCUACUUGUCUCAGACUGGUAGACACCCUGCAAGAGUGAACCUUUUAUCAUUUGCAUAUGAUCUAGAAAAAAAAGCAAACCAUUUGCCACCAGGAAAUUUGAGGCAGUCCUUGAAAAGAGAGGCAGAAAGUAUUAAAAUGAUUCACCGUCUACAUAUCAUCCCUAUGGAGCAAUCACUGGGCACUUUAAGGCAAAGUAUCAAGACACUGCAACACAUAACCCAUGGAUUGACGGGCAGAAUAGCCAAGAUUAUCACCACUCUGGAUUCUGCUCAGAACUUCGUCACAAACAACAUUUCCUCUGUUAUUAAGGAUGAAGCUAAGAAGUACGUGAGAACAAUAGCAGGGCACUUCGAACAGUAUCUGCUGUGGGUUGACUUCUCCAUCAGAGAGAAGAUGGUGUCCUGCACACCUGUGGCCACCGCUCUGGACUCCGCGGUUAACGUGCUUCUGUGCGGCUACAUCAUCAGGCCUCUGAAUUUGUUUUGGUUUGGCGUAGGAGAAGCUACUGUAUUUUUACUUCCGGCUCUAAUUUUUGCCGUGAAGCUGGCCAAGUACUAUCGUCGAAUGAAUUCGGAGGAUGUGUAUGAUGAUGUUGAAACUAUACCCAUGAAAAAUAUGGAAAAUGGUAAUAAUGGUUAUCAUAAAGAUCAUUUGUAUGGUAUUCACAAUCCUGUUAUGACAAGCCCACCUAAAUGACAGCUGAUGUUGAAAUUGCUUGAGCAUCAAGAAACUCAAAGAGGAAAGGAUCACAGAUUUUUGAUAGUUUCUGGGCCUACAAGGACUUUCCAAAUCCAGGAAGAAUGCUGGUGGGGACACAGUGACUCCAGCGGGCACCAAGGAAAUGGCAUCGUUGGUCUCUGGGUAGCGCUUUGUUAGGAAUGAACAUAGUUACAUUUCUAGU
Microcebus murinus (gray mouse lemur) is the source of this 2847-nucleotide messenger RNA. The record is from RefSeq and is a predicted model, not a curated record. Lineage: Eukaryota; Metazoa; Chordata; Mammalia; Primates; Cheirogaleidae.